Messenger RNA from Closterium sp. NIES-65, 2802 nucleotides. NCBI's taxonomy places the organism in Eukaryota, Viridiplantae, Streptophyta, Zygnematophyceae, Desmidiales, Closteriaceae. The record is from the annotation of a GenBank genome assembly.
GUGGCUCGGAAGCUGCGGCAGGCAGGGGUGUCAGCGCUGGCGUACAGUGCAAAGCUGGGCGUGGCUGACCGGGACGACCACCAGGACAGGUGGCGGAAGAAGGAAAUUCAAGUUCUUGCAGCAACGAACGCCUUUGGAGCAGGCAUCCACCAGUCUGAUGUGCGGUAUGUGAUCCACUACAGCAUGCCCAAGUCCAUGGAGAGCCUCUACCAGGAGAGUGCGAGGGCGGGCAGGGACAAGCUGCCAUGCCACGCCAUUGUCUACUUCUCCCCCGCAGACCUCGGCUACAUGAAGCGUGCAUGUGGGCCCGGGAAGAUACGUGAGUUCCACACCUGCAACCAAGUCGCCGCCUACUGCAUGAAUCGCAGUGUGUGCCGGCACAAGCUGCUGCUGCGCCACUUUGACCUUGACAGCCCCGACGAGCAGCCCUGUGGAGGCUUUUGUGACAACUGCAGCAACUCAAGGGGCUUUGAAGAAAAGGACGUCACUCCAUACGCCAUGCUGCUGGCGCGCAUCCUGGCGGACUCGCCCACGCCCCUCACCGCCCCCCAGCUCGCCAACGAGUUCUUCCGCUCCGGCGCUGCCUCCGAGGCGGCAGCACUGAUGAGCCAAGCUCAAAUGGCUGCACAGCCCCCAGCACAACCCCUCCCACACACCCCGCUCCCUGCUCCUGUCACUCUCUCAUCUUCUCCCACUGCUGCCGCCCCUGCCACUCCAGCCGCCCCUGCCACUCCAGCCGCCCCUGCCACUCCAACCGCCCCUGCCACUCCAACCGCCCCUGCCACUCCAACCGCCUCCGCCACUCCUACUCCUGCCACUCCUGCCACUCCUGCCACAGCCACUGUUGCCCUCCAAGCACCCGCACCACCGGUGGCAGUGAAGCCUCUGCCCCGUGCGGUGGUGCAGCACCUCAUUCUGCUGCUCGUGUGCCAGGGCUACAUGGUGGAGGCGGUGCAGGGAGUGGGGGAGAGCAAGGUGGUGCGCCUGGUGCCCACAGACAGGACCGAGGACAUGGUGGCAGGCCUCGUGCCCAUGUCCAUGCCUCUGCGCCGACCCGCGCCUCCCAAGAGCCGCCCUGCCAAGGCAACCACAGGAGACGGCUCUGGUGCACGAGUGAAGGGCGGCGAGGGCGCAGCAGGCAAGGAGGGCAGGGAGGGGGUGUCGAGUGAGCGGGAGGGCAGGGAUGAGUGUGCGGAUGCGCUUGUAUCGGACUGGCAUGGGGAAUUUCUGGACGAUGAGGACGGGGGUGAGGGGGCGGUGGAAGGGGCGAAGGGAGGGGAGGAGGAUGGGGAGAAGAGAGGGGAGGAAGUGUGGGGGGGGAAGAGAAGGAGGGAUGACGAGGAGGAAGAGGAGGAGGAGGAGGAGGAGGAGGAUACAGUGACGGUUGCUACAAGGGUGGAGAGGAGGAAGAUUGCCAAAGCCAGGGCUGCCGGAGAGAGGGCGGAAAGGGGCGGACGGAACGGGAGGGGGAGGGGGAGGGGGACAGGGACGGGGAAGCGGAAGGGGAAGGGUGCAGAGAGGGAGGACGUGCACGAAUGUGAUUCUACUGCUGCGAAAGAAGGUGAGGAGGAGAGCCAUGGGGAGUUGUUGGCCCGUGCUGGAGCUGCUGCUGCUGCUGCUGCAAAGGGUGGUGAAGUGCAGGUGGGCGCAUUGAGCAGGGAGGGUGGGAAGGGGAGGGUGAAGGGGACGGGGAAGUGGAAGCGGAAGGGUGCAGAGCGGGAAGGAGUGCAGGAAGGGGAUUCCACUGCGGUGAAAGAAUGGGAAGAAGGGGGUCAUGGGGAGUUGUUGGCCUGUGCUGCUGCUGCUGCUGCUGCAAAGGAUGGUGAAGUUCAGGUGGGCACGUCGAGCAGGGGAAGUGGGAGGGGGAAGAGGGGAAGGCAUGGCAAGGGGUCUUCACGUGGUGUGUACAAGUCCAGGGCUGUGUCGCCUGGCAGGGACGUGUCGCCUGGCAGGGCUGUGUCGCCUGGCAGGGCUGUGUCGCCUGGCAGGGCUGGUGCUGCUGCUCAGGCGACACGGUAUGCCACUGCAUUGGAUGCUGAUGAUGCUGAUACAGAUGAUGCUGCUCACACUCCUGCUCACACUGCUGCUGCAAGUGGUCCUGCUAGUGGCGGUGCCACAGAUGCAGACAGGCAUAAUGAUCAGGCAGACCAGUCCCAUCAGCCACAGCAGCAGCCACGGCAGCAGCAGCAGCAGGCAGCGCGUGGGAAGGAAGUGCAGCUGGAGGAGGCGAAGUGGAGUGCUGGGGAACAGGAGCGCAGGGCAAUGGCAGAGCUCUUCAUAGCGCACGUGGCUCCGCAGUGCAGCACACGCAUCCUGCAGAGCUGCGCGUGGAUCCACGAGGUCACAGCCACUGCUGCCAAGAUGCUCGACAAAGAUGCACAGCGCUUGGCCCAGUCAACCCAACGCGUUCACGGGGCCGGCAAAGGAGGAGUAGGGGUGGAUGUGUGUGCAGGGGAGGCAGAGCCUGGGAAGCAUCAGGAGGGUGGUGCAGCGCUGGGCAGUGGUGGUGAUCAGGGGGGGAUGGAUGACCUUUACGAUGAGGAGGGUGACGAUGGGGAUGAGGGAAUGGAAGAGGAGUUUCCAGGGUGGAAGAGAAAGUGGGACGGGGAGGAGGAGGAGGAGGAGGAGGAGGAGGAGGGAGAGGAGGCGAAGAGAGCCCGAGAGGAGAUGGCAGUGUGGUGGGAGGAGGAAGGAGGCAGCAGGGCCAUGGCAAUGGUUCUCAGGGAGUCGAUGGAUGACUUGUCCCGGCGACUGGAAGCAAGAAAGCGAGCAUAUAUGAAGUCUGUAGUGUUUCAGGAAUGA